Molecule: messenger RNA, 3456 nt
Organism: Theileria equi strain WA
Lineage: Eukaryota; Apicomplexa; Aconoidasida; Piroplasmida; Theileriidae
Product: RNA recognition motif domain-containing protein
Exons: 1
Coding region: 124-3456 (1110 amino acids)
Biological process (GO): RNA processing; mRNA 5'-splice site recognition
Cellular component (GO): commitment complex; U1 snRNP; U2-type prespliceosome
Molecular function (GO): protein binding; RNA binding
Source: RefSeq, a predicted model, not a curated record
GUAUUCUAAAAAUUUAUGACAGUUAAUGUGUGUAUAUUUAAUACAGUCGUUGGCACGGUAUGUGCAUUUCCUGUUACCACCGUUCCUGUAGAGCGUUCUGAGUUAUAAUGGAGGUGUAAAGAUAUGUUGGAUUCCAGAUUUGGUAAUCUAAAUGAAAAUCAUUCUCUGUCCACAGAAGACAUUGAUGAAAUAAAAAGAAAGAUUGAACAGAACCCUUGGAAUUACGAACUUUACAAGCAAGCAAUUUACCUAUCAUCACUUGAUAACCGUAAGGAUCUGCUUAACCAUUUCAGGAUCGAGUGCUUUAAACAUUGUGUUGUGGACGAUCAGUUUUGGAUUUCUUUCAUUGAAGACAGGAAGGAGGAAUCUGAUGACGACGAAAAUAUUGUUAAUUUAUAUAAGACUGCUCUAGAUAAUGAACCGUCUGUCGAAAUAUGGCUCUCAUAUUUGCGUUAUGAGCGUGAAAAGUGCCGUAAAUCGGCAGAUUAUGCUAAUUUAAGGAGUCUUUUCGAGUCCAGCUUGGAGGCUUAUGGUCUGCACACAUUAGACGGACCACAAAUAUGGUCAUACUACCGUAGAUUUGAACAAGAAUUGUUGCCCAAAGUGCAAAAUGAAGCAUACUGCUCACAAUUAGAUCGCAUACGUAGUUUAUUUUAUCGCCAAUUGGAGUUACCCUUGGCCGGCUUAUCGGAUUUAUUGGAUGAAUAUCUCGUGUGGGAAGAAGAAUUACCCUCAGAAUAUCAAAAGGACACAGAAUUCGGGAAAAAACAACAUAAAAUAGGAUUUGAUGCCUGGGAACAAAGGAAAUCUUUUGAAUUAAAAAUACAAUCAGAAUUCCAUGAAGUUAUGAAUACUAAUAACAUGAAUUCACUGUGGAAUGACUACAUUGAGUUUGAGCUGAAAUGUGGUGAUUAUGGAAAAAUAAUGAUGGUAUAUCAGCGUGCUUUGGAUGAUUUGGGUUACGAACGCGAUGAUCUGUGGAUUAAUUAUGCAAAUUAUGCACUUCGCACCAGUCAUUCAAGAUCUCUAUUGAUAUAUGAAAGAGCAUCUAGGCACAUGCCUAAAUCCGUAAGUAUUUGGGUAAAUUAUAUGCUUGUGAUGGCUACUAAAUCACCAAGGAUAAGUGAUUUAAUAUCUCUUUUCAACGCAUCAAAGACAGCUGUUUCUGAUCUUAGCAAUUUAAUAACUUUACAUAUCACUGCAGCGGAUUGUAUAAGACGCACAAACCCCGGCUCUAUUUCAGAGUUUAGAAAUAUACUAUCUAGUGGAGAGGAGUUAUUGUCAAAAAGUUCGGACAAACAGCUAGAAUCUAGAGGUGUGUAUCGUAUACUUUCCUACUGGAGCAAGUAUGAACUUAAAUUGUUGGUCAAGCAUUCAUCCUCAGAGUAUGUGAAUGUCAUUUCCAGAUUUUUGACGAGGUACAAAGAUGACCCUUUAUGUUGGCUAUAUUUAAUAGAUGGCGUUAAGAGCUUGGAUAAGCACAUAUCUGACAUUAGUGACAUAAUUAAUAAGAUUUAUACUGGUCUUUGUUCUACAACAAAUAUUAAAUUGGAUAUUCCAGAACCAUGUACAGUACAUACAUUAAUUGUAUGGUUAUAUGAGACCGCCCUCUCUAUAGUUUCUGCAAACGAGUUGGCUGAAGAAUAUAUCGAUUAUGUACAAACAUCCGGAGUAGUAGAGGACAUAAAAAGAGCGCAUAUGACAGUUUCAACACAUAAUAAUGCAGAACCCCGUACAAGCACCACUUUAAGUCUGAAUAAUAUUAUUUUGAGGCGUGACAGAAGACGAAGGAAACUAGAAACUUUUUCUGAAACUUCAUCUGAUAGUGGGAGUUAUUCCAAUUUACUCAGAAAACAGAACUUUAGUAUAUCUUAUGACUGUUCUACAAAGAUAAAAUCUCCAAAAUUAACACUUAAGGAUUUGGAAAUGGUGACCAGAGCCACUUGGGAUGGGUGUGAAAGUGCGGAUCCUUCAAUAGCGCCAGCAGUGCCUCCAAAUGCCCCAAUGCCACCACCAUCAUCUCCUGUUCUUUCUAGGCUUUCUUCCUCUAGAGUUAGCAACUGUGGCUCAUGUUCUACACCUGAUUUUUCACCAGAUCUUAAAUAUUGUAAGUUCGACGGUAUGCCAUCCGUACCACCUAUAAACCUACAAUCACCAUUAUUACAUCUUUCAGAAUCGAUUAUCCAUACCCCAUUCACUCUGGAGGCACCUGGAACAUUAGUAAAUACCACAGAGUAUAGUGACUCUCUGUGCUCCCAGGAUCAUAUGCAUCCACAAACAGCAGAUAGUAAUUAUCCUCUAUUACCACCUUUAGAAAACAAAGGGCAUUUCCUUCUUUCCAAAGACAAAGAAUCUAUUUUGGCAUGGGUAAAUAGGAAAGAGGAAGUUUGCACUCUUUGGGUUUCCAAAUUAAGCUAUAAAGUUGGUGAACAAAAUGUUUUAGCAUUUUUUUCUGAGUUUCCUGGUUUUAAGCAGGUUCGUAUGUUACGAAGGGGUGGCUCUUGCUAUGUCGAGUUUGAAAGCCAUGAAUACGCUAAAAAUGCACUAGAGAAGGCAGUUGGGCGUAGAAUAUCUGGAGGCACAUUCCGAUGUGAAUUUUCAAAACCUACAAAACCACUAUUUGAAGAAAGAGUUGUGUUUGUUAAAAACAUAACGUCUAAGCAUAUAAUUACUAAGGAUUCCAUCUCUAUACUCUUGGAAAAUUUUUUUUCAAACAUCGGAUUUGUUCCUUCAGAAAUCAGAUUUUGCACUGAAAAUUCAAAUAGUGCUGGCAAUAGGAGGGUAGACUCAAAUAACGUGGAUAAAGAUUGCAGGCCUGUAACUUUGGAAGGAAAAGGAGCAAGUACCGAUGGCACCGAAGCCUGUAAGCCGAUUGAAAAGAGAAAUUUUAGUGUUGGAUAUUGCUAUGUAGAAUUUGAUCGUGAGGAUGCUGCAAGGGAAGUUAUCCAGAAGUUGAUAAACGAGAUAGGGUGGCCAUUAGAUUGUGAACUCGAAGAUGUAAAGUUUCAAGUAACACCAUCAAUUCCAAUGAUUAAUAAAACGAGCGAACGGGUUAGAAAAAUUGAGAAGAAAAUGCCAACAACUUUAUCUAAAGAUAAAACAUCAAGAACAGUGUACAUUACAAAUCUCUCAUACAAAACCACCGAGGAUGAACUUUCAUCUUUUUUUACCAAAAGUUGCGGGCCCGUUAAGGCUGUACAAAUAUGUUUGGACAGGAUGGGUAAAUCAAGAGGCUAUGGUUUUGUUGAAUUUUGUGAUGAAAGAACUGCGAUGGACGCUUUGCUUUUGUCUACCCUAGUUUUGGAUGAUCGUGAAAUUUUGGUUUCACGAUCCAACAGGGCCAUAUACAAAGAUUCUCCAAAACAUAGCCAUAAAAAGAGAGUUAUAUCACCGAAUAAACAAAACUAUAGCAGAGUCAAAAGAAAAAUAGAUUACAAGCCAGGUAAAGACAACUAG